This is a messenger RNA of Alligator sinensis (Chinese alligator), 2765 nucleotides long. It is a transcript of the gene MFSD1, whose product is annotated as major facilitator superfamily domain containing 1. The record is from RefSeq and is a predicted model, not a curated record. Gene Ontology annotation, cellular component: lysosome. Gene Ontology annotation, molecular function: transmembrane transporter activity. NCBI's taxonomy places the organism in Eukaryota, Metazoa, Chordata, Crocodylia, Alligatoridae. The coding region runs from base 57 to 1481 and encodes 474 amino acids. Gene Ontology annotation, biological process: transmembrane transport. The transcript is spliced from 17 exons.
UGCCGGCGCUAUGCGACCCCCGGCGGCUGGCGCACCGCCUCCUGGUGCUGGCCCUCAUGUGCUUCCUGGGUUUCGGCAGCUAUUUUUGCUAUGACAAUCCAGCAGCUCUCCAGACUCAAGUUCAAGGGGAUAUGAAGGUGAACACAGCUCAGUUCAUGUCAUUAUAUGCUUGGUAUUCCUGGCCCAAUGUUGUUCUCUGUUUCUUUGGAGGCUUUCUGAUAGAUAGAGUAUUUGGAAUACGGAUGGGCACCAUUAUAUUUGGCACCUUUGUUUGUGUUGGACAGGUGAUUUUUGCCUUGGGAGCUCUAUUUAAUGCUUUUUGGCUAAUGGAUGCUGGCAGAUUUGUAUUUGGAAUUGGUGGAGAAUCCUUAGCAGUGGCACAAAACACCUAUGCUGUCAGUUGGUUUAAAGGCAAGGAAUUAAAUCUUGUCUUUGGAUUGCAACUUAGCAUGGCCAGAAUUGGAAGCACAGUAAAUAUGAAUAUCAUGGGAUGGGUAUACUCCAGAGUUCAAGAUCUGCUGGGCUCUACAGGUCACACUACACUUGGAUUAACACUUAUGAUAGGUGGUGUAACUUGUAUCUUUUCACUGAUUUGUGCACUAAUUCUUGCUUACCUGGACAAGAGAGCAGAAAAGCUCCUUUGCAAGAAGCAAGGAAAAACUGGUGAAGUGAUUAAAUUAACUGAUGUGAAGGACUUCUCAUUGUCCUUAUGGCUCAUAUUUAUAAUCUGUGUGUGUUACUAUGCAGCUGUGUUUCCUUUCAUUGGAUUGGGAAAGGUUUUUUUCAUCGAGAAAUUUAAAUUUUCUCCUCAAGAAGCAAGUGCAAUUAACAGCAUUGUAUAUAUCAUAUCGGCACCCAUGUCCCCUGUGUUUGGAUUCCUGGUGGAUAAACUUGGAAAGAAUAUUAUCUGGGUUUUGUGUGCCGUACUGACUACACUUGCUUCUCAUAUCAUGUUGGCCUUUACUUUCUGGAACCCUUGGAUUGCAAUGUGUAUGUUAGGAGUAGCCUAUUCGUUACUAGCCUGCGCCUUGUGGCCAAUGGUGGCCUUUGUUGUACCAGAGCAUCAGCUGGGAACUGCUUACGGCUUUAUGCAGUCCAUCCAGAAUUUGGGUUUGGCAAUAAUUUCCAUAGCAGCUGGCACGAUACUGGAUUCUCGAGGGUAUCUGUUUCUAGAAGUUUUCUUCAGUGCUUGUAUUUGCUUGUCACUAAUAGCUGUAGUUAUGCUGUAUUUUGUGAAUCGCCUCACAGGAGGUGAUUUGAACUGGUCUGCCAAGAAAAGGGAGAAAUUGCAAAAACUAGCAGCAGCUGAAGCAGAAGAACAAGAAAAACUCAGACGUCAGAAUGAAGAUGACUUGGCCAAAUUACGGCCAAAGGAUCAUAUUAGUUUAAGGAAUAGAUACCUCUCCAGACUAGGAGCUCAGCUACCAGCUAACUAUUAUUCCCACUUACCUACACUGGCACACAGAAGUGUGCUGAAGUAACAUCCUGCAGCCCAAGUUUGUCAAGAGGCGGAAACUCUUUGAACUUCACACCCAGGCAACCUUGCUCUCAGUAGUUGAGAACAUAAAACGAAAGCAAAUUAACGAAUCUUAUUCUUUUGCUAAUAAAAAACCUAACUGGGUUUCUUUGAUAUAUAUUUUUAAUUGGUUAGUCCGUGUUUCCCAAGGGUAAAUAAUGAAUCAUCUGGCUCUGUUUGAACCCAGAAGCUGACACUUGCAACCUUCACUUUACCUUUAAAAAAUCUGUUCCCAAUACGUGGAUUCUAUUGUAAUGUCAAGUGUUGAAAUUUAACUUCUGUGGGCUCUACAAAAUGGAAUCUGAAGCUUUGAGCUAUAAUACUCUCACGUGCUGAUUCUUGUUGGCUAUGCUACAGUCUACCAUGGACAACCUUGUUAAUGUACUGCAAUAAUUCAGUGCUGCUUUUCCUAUAGAAAAUGUUGGCAUAGAAACUAAACUAAGGUGAAGCCUCUUUUUAAGAAAUUCUUCCUGUGAUUUUUAAUGAAUGCGCUGUGCUCCAAAAAAUGAGAAUUCCAGAAGUAUUUUAGUAUUAAUGGUGUUCUUAUAUGGAUUUGUGCCUCUUGUAAGCAAGGUUGAGCUCUUUUCCUAUGGAAAUGGUUCUUGAUACAUUGUUGUAACAACAGCAAAUUUAAUUUUAUAAUUACCAGUAUGGGUUUUAAGAAUUAUAUAUGGGUCUAAGGUGAAAUAUUUCAAUUGCUGGGAUGAAAUUGGUCUUAAAACCAGCUUCAUCUUAAAGAGAUGUGGGUACCCUUGAUAACCGUGGGAAAACUUGCUUGCAUCCAAGCAGGACUGAUUUUUAUUAUAUUAUACUGUUUACUUUUUCCUAAUUAAAUAUAUUUGUAUAUUUUUAAUUAAAUAGGGAAAACAUCUUUUGGUUUUUAGAAAUUCACAUCUUUGCAUUCAUAGAACCCUUAAAGUCCCCCUUUUUUUCUUUUUACUGUAUUGAGAGUAUUGUACAUACUUUACCAAAGACAGUAUUAAUAUCAAGCAAGAACUGUCAUGGUUGAUCCUCAUGAAAUUUAAUCCAGGAAAAAUUAGUCAAGAAACUUUCCUUUUGGUGCUGUAGAGAAUUACCGUGACACAUGGUUUCAGUUUUAUUUUUCUAUACUACCUUCAGAAUGGAAGGAAUGGGUACAACAGAUGUUUGUUUCUUUGUGGAGUGCGUCUUUUUGUUUAUUUUGGACUUUUUUUGUUGGACUUAUAAAUGUUGGUCUUUUGUAAUAAAUAAAACUAAAUGUAUAAGGGCA